This is a messenger RNA of Durio zibethinus, 548 nucleotides long. RefSeq lists its product as uncharacterized. The record is from RefSeq and is a predicted model, not a curated record. Lineage: Eukaryota; Viridiplantae; Streptophyta; Magnoliopsida; Malvales; Malvaceae.
GGUAAUUAGAUGAAGCCCAAUAUCUUUUCUUUUUAUCUGCUGUAAGGAAAUGCUCUGAUAUGAAUCUGUCCGCAGCGUUCCUGCUUCAUUGUGCAGCGUUGACCCCUAGCUCUCGCUUCGGCUAAGGUGCCUUCAGCGAAUGCCAUAUCUUUCAAUGGAGAUAGAGUUGAAGGGACCAAGAAUCCGAAACUCAUGUUUCAGGUCAAGAAUUUCAUGUCAUUGGGAGGGCCCCAAGCUGGCUGCUCUGAUAUACAUAUUUCUGGAUAGCUUAAUCAAGUUUGAAAUCUAUAGCAACUAUGUUGUUGCAUUUGUGGAUGCGCAUAAGAGGACAAUCAGACAAGAAAGCUGCUUAAGCCGAAGAAGGUUUUAUUUUUCUAGUGAUGCUUGGGCAAAGCUCCAAGCUAACGUACUGGGAGCAAUUUCAUUAGCCUGCUCGAGCGGAACUUGCUGAUGAUUUUAAGCCCCAAGCUCCUCAAACAAAUUCCCAACACUUGAAAUCUAUCAUCAUCAUAUAACAUUCUUUUUAAGCUGGCCACUCUGAAACGUCU